GAACUACACUGAUACACACUAAUUGCUUCACAUGUUGGCGGUUUUUCGCUCUGAGCUGUGGUUGGCAGAGAGCUGAAAUAACUCUCACAUUCUACAACACACUUAAAUUUCACACCUGACAACUCAUUUACACUGAGAUGAGAGAUUGUGUGUGUGUGUGUUUGAGAGAGAGAGAGGAGGACAACACACACUUGCAUGUACAUAUGCACUUUGCAACAGCUGACUGACUGCACAGACACUGGAGUGAACAUGGGAGAGAAGUGAAGGAGGACAGAACAAGCCAACGACUGGAGACAGCUGUGACCAUGGCGGACCCUCCUGCAGGCCCAGCUGAGGAUCUCAACAAAAUCAGCUUCUGGAUGCCAGGAAACUUCGAGCGGACAGUGCGGAGGACAUCCGGGUCGCACCAAGCGUGUAAUGACAUCAUAGCGUGUAUGAAAGACCGGGCUCGUGUGGAGCGGCAGUACGCCCGUCAGCUGACCGAGUGGAGCAGCAAGUGGAGAUCAAUCACUGACACUCGGCCGCUGUACGGGUCCCUCUUGCGAGCGUGGCAGUGCUUUUUCUCGUCCACCGAGCGUCUGUCUAAGCUUCACACGGACAUCUCCCAGUCUCUGGUUGCAGAAGACGGAGAGCGCAUUCGCUCGUGGAAGAAAGAGACGUUCCCGCGGAAAAUGUUCUGCGGCUUCAGGGAGUCACAUGACCUCGGGACGGCUUUCUCACGCGCUCAGAAGCCCUGGGUGAAAAGAUUAAAGAAGCUGGAAAAGGCUCGUGCGGCGUAUCAUAAGUCAUGUCAGAGGGAGCAGAUCGCUCAGGAAAAAGAGAAUCAAGCCAAACACAACGUCAACCUGAGUGAGAGCAAACUGUCCAAGAUUCAGCAGACGAGAGAGAAAGCCACACAGGAGCGCAGCAAGGCACGUGAUCGCUACGAGAAGGUCCUAGAGGACGUCACUGGAUUUGCGCCGCGAUACAUGGAGGAAAUGGAGUCUGUGUUCGACCAAUCACAGGAGGAGGAGAGGAAGAGGAUCAGCUUCCUGAAACAGGCCUUCCUGUCCAUUCACAGACACCUCGACAUCACCAACAAUGAGAGUAUAAAAGCAGUGUACGGUGAACUACAUCACACACUCAUGUCCAUCAGUGAACCUGAUGACCUCCGCUGGUGGAAGAACAACCACGGGCCGGGCAUGCCAACCGACUGGCCCAAAAUAGAGGAGUGGAAUCCUCCGAUUAAAAAACAUAAACCAGGAAAGAAACCAAAAGCACACAGAGGACCUGAGGAGAAAGCGGUCAUGAUCGGAGGAGUGCGUGUGCGGGCGCUGUACAACUACACUGGAGAGGAAGACGAUGAACUGUCCUUCAAAGCAGGUGAAGAGUUCCUCAAGAUUGAGGAAGAGGAUGAUCAGGGCUGGUGCUUUGGGGUGAAGGAGGGCGGAGUCCAAGGCUUUUACCCAGCCAAUUACGUGUUGCCUGUGAAAGGAGAUCAGGAAUCAUAGAUGAGGCACAACCAUGCGUAUUUACAGUUAUGGAAAACAUUAAUACGGUGCUCAUCAAAAAGUAUAGUAUGUAAAUGUCUGAAUGUCAUUGCCUUUUCUUUUAGACUUUUUCAACACUAUAUCUAUUGUUUUGUCAUUUAACCCUUAAAUGCAUGAAUGUUUUGCGCCAAUCACUGUCACUGUCUCUGUCACGCUAAUAUAAAACUCUCCUGAUAUCAGAGUAACACUUACAGAAGGAUUAAAUAAAGCAUAUUUUGUUUUCUUUUGGAGCUUGGAAGGGUUCAGUUUGAGCAGAUGUUUUACCAUCAUCACUGUCCUCGUUUCCCAGUACAUUCAGCAUCUGGCUCAUAUUCGCCAGCCCAGCCAUAUUCUCAAAACCAUUGUUUGACAUCUAGAUCCACCAUCAAGUGACAGGGACAGUAAUAUUUGAUUGCCACUGAGCCAUUUCAAGUUUCCUGAUUAUUCUUCCUAUUCUUUUGUUUUCUGCCUGCGGUAACUACGAGUGAAACAUCACGCCACCAUGUGGAAUAAUGGUGAAUUGCAGUUAUUCAGUCAUCAAAGAUUCAAUUAUUGUUUUGCAAAAAAUACAUACUUAGAUUGUUACACACCUUGGCUUGUUAGCGACCACAUACGAUUUUUGUUUUUCUUGUUGUAUUGUUUAUGAUUGAGGAAUACCAAGAAGGUUGUGAGUAGGGUAGUGAAUGAAAUCACGAAGUAUGUGUUUAAGGGUUAAAACUAUCUUUAAGUCUUUCUCUGAUUGUUUUUUUCUUCUUCUUGUUUGCGUUUUAUUUCUGUAAAUUAUCUUCUACUUAGUUUGCAGUGCUACUUACUUAGUAACAGUGACAUUCAGAUAUUUCCACCAUAUGAAUGGAAGGAAUUAAGUUAACAAGUUCAUUGGAAAACAACCUACAACUACAACCAGUGUUUCUACAGACCAAAAUGAAAAUAAAAUAUUAAUUCUGUUUCAUCAAUGGAA
Pimephales promelas (fathead minnow) is the source of this 2466-nucleotide messenger RNA. Lineage: Eukaryota; Metazoa; Chordata; Actinopteri; Cypriniformes; Leuciscidae. The record is from RefSeq and is a predicted model, not a curated record.